UUUACCGUUAGACAGGGCGAUGCCCAAUCCAUAUUACACAAGGUCUGAACUGCAAUCAGAAUCAUCAGUUUCGAGGUUACCUUGGAAAAGAAUCCAAAGUUGCCAUUAAAAUAUCCAUGCAACCCUAAUGCUUGUAUACCUACUUCACGGCUAUCUGACAGAACAGCAGGGGAGCUGAGCCUUUGAUGUAUAUCAGAGUGAGUAGAAGCAAGUUAUUGAUCAUGCACUUGCUAAUGAUCCCAGGCUAGACCAUCUGCAAUCUGAAAGUAGAAAACCAUAGAAAAAUUCAUCAACGUUUCAGAUCACACUCUGUCAUAUAUCACUAGUGUAAUUUGAACCAGGUUGCUUGUGGACUCAAGAAUGUGGGUGGUGAAGAAAGCCAAGAAAUGGUCAAAAAAGAGGGGAAGAAAGGGGAAAACCAGAGAUGGGGGUGGAACUACUCCUGCUUGUGGCCACUGCCAGCAUUGUCAGAACAAUACCUGUUCAAACCUAAACCCAUUUCCUGCAAUACCUUUCCAAGGCAUCUCAAACAUCCAACCCAGUGCUCCUCCUUUACCCCAAGACCUAGAAAGUGAGCCUGGUGAAAUCAGCCAGAAUUCUAUAGCUUAUGGACUGAGCAAUUCUUACCAACAGUACAUGGAUCCAGUUCCUGCGCCUGGAGUGCCCAUUUGGAUAGAUAUGCAGCAAGGCUGGAGCACAGGGCUGUCUCACUGUGAAGAGGAUGUACCCACCUGCUUGUUUGGAUUCUUCUGCCCUUGUAUUCUAUUUGGGAAAUUAGCAGAGGAAAUGGAUAAUGGGCAAACUUCAGGCAUCACAGCUUCCAUUGUGUGGUACAUUUUACAACAGAUUGCUUGUUUGGGAUGCAUUUAUUCAUCUGGGUUUAGAACAAAACUGAGGGACAGAUAUAAUCUCUCAGAGAAGCCUGUCCCAGAUUGGCUAGUGCAUUGUUUUUGUUGGUCCUGUGCAUUUUGUCAGGAGUACAGAGAAUUGAAUACGAGGAAGAUGAGGGAAGAGGCUUUGGUUGGCAGGCCCAUUCUUAUCCCUCCACACCACCAGUCUAUGACUUACUAACAUCAAUUUUAGUUUUUGCAUGCUAGAGUUAAGUUUUCAUCUGUAUACAGUAGCUUCAUCUACUGUAAUCUGAUCACCAAGAAAUUGUGGAGAUGUUUUUUGGGAUAACCCUGUAUAAGUAGUAAUUACUGAAGGGAUAAUGAUAAAUUUUUUUAGUCAUAAAUUGCAAUUGGAAAUAAACUCUACUUAUUUUUUAAAGACAUUGUCUUUAUUAUUGUAUUGUAGAUAAAGAUAAUCUUUUAAGUCAUAAAAGAAUUUGUUUUCUUGAAAGAGAGGUCACAAGUUUAAAUCUGUCAUAGUAAGAUAAGUAGGUCUCAUUUCUAGUACAGUAAGGUGCAUC
Molecule: messenger RNA, 1411 nt
Organism: Cryptomeria japonica (Japanese cedar)
Lineage: Eukaryota; Viridiplantae; Streptophyta; Pinopsida; Cupressales; Cupressaceae
Product: cell number regulator 10
Exons: 3
Coding region: 361-1071 (236 amino acids)
Source: RefSeq, a predicted model, not a curated record